AUGAAGUCCUCUACUCUCAAGACUCUAAGUGUCCUGGCCUGGGCGGUUAGCCAUGCCAAGGCAGAUCUCUCAGAGUUAUUCAACAUCACUACCUUCCCCAAUGAGCAAAAGGAUAAUGUCACGAAGUGGCUGGCUGAAGCUCGCACGCUUGCAGGACCAGAUCUGACCGCACACUACGGUCACCGCUGCAUCCUCGGCCAAGUCUAUCCCGUGCUAUCGAAUGCCGCUCAAACCCCCGGGUUCAUUCAACCUCGCGAGGUCUUCGACCGUUUUUACUUCAUCGGCCAGAGCGCUGUGUCCGCAUGGGCUUACGAUACCGGUGAUGGCCUGGUCGUGUUCGACGCUUUGAAUGACGCUGAGGAGGCCGAAAAGAUCUUGAUUCCCGGGCUUGAGGCAUUCGGGUUCUCGGGCAACGACAUCAAGCACCUCAUCAUCACCCAUGAACAUUUCGAUCACUAUGGCGGAGUCCGCUAUCUUCAGGACACAUAUGGUCCCGCGACAUACGCCUCGGCUCCUGCGUGGGAAACUCUUAGAGGGGAGGAGGAUGGCCCUCUAGAAGAUAAGACGAUUGCGGAUGGAGAGGAGCUCACUUUUGGCAACGUUACGAUUAAGUUUUAUGUCACGCCUGGCCACACACGCGGUACCGUGUCCUCCAUCUUCAAGCUUUACGAUGGCGGCGUUGAGCACACAGCUGGCCUUUACGGUGGUGGCGGCAUACCCAGCACAGCUGCAGACAAGGAGGCACAGAUCACAUCUUUCAACCGAUUUGCGGAUCUGGCCAAGGAAGCUGGCGUUGACACCCUCAUUGCAAACCAUCAAACACAAGACCGGUCACUCUACGCUUUCGAUCUACUUGAGCAUAGAGCCGAGGGGACGGAGCACCCACUUGUGAUCGGAUCCGAUGCGUAUGACCGUUAUCUCAGAGUAAUGGCGCAAUGCGUUCGCGUUAAGGCAGCAAGAGACGGUCAGAAUUUGCAGAUUUAG
Molecule: messenger RNA, 984 nt
Organism: Colletotrichum karsti
Lineage: Eukaryota; Fungi; Ascomycota; Sordariomycetes; Glomerellales; Glomerellaceae
Exons: 1
Coding region: 1-984 (327 amino acids)
Source: RefSeq, a predicted model, not a curated record